ACUACACGCGCGAAUCUCGUCUUCCAACACCCGUGGCACGCUCCUUCACGCGCCUUCUCGGUCUCACGUCCGCAUCCGGUUUUUUUCACAAGCGAAAGGUUUAAUUUUCGAGCUUGAGGUUAUAUCUGAUCGUACUAAGCAAUUUCUUGAAUCUCUCUCGCUUCCUCUCCACCCAGCGCAAUGGAGAAAAAAGACGAGGACUUGAAGAAGGCUCAGAUGCUGGACGCUAGAGCCAGAAACAUCAGCCACAAUGUUCGUUGCACUGAGUGUGGGAGUCAGUCCAUUGAAGACUCGCAGGCAGAUAUCGCUAUCCUCCUUAGACAGCUUAUCCGCGAUGAGAUAGGAGCUGGAAAAACUGACAAAGAGAUCUACAAUAAGCUCGAGGAUGAGUUUGGGGAGACGGUGCUUUAUGCCCCAAAAUUUGAUCUGCAGACGGCGGCAUUGUGGCUAACUCCGGUUCUAGUUGUUGGAGGUGCUGCUGCUGUGUUGGCUUACACGAAGCACAGGCAAAGGACGAAUGUACACAUCAUGGCGCUGGAUCUUAUCAGAGGUGUUCCAUUGACUCCAAAAGAGAGAGUUACCAUUCUCGAUGUUCUUAUUCCACCUCCACCUCCUCCUCGGGGACUGGCUUCCCGGUUUAGGACAUGGCUUAACCGGUAGUUCCCUUGUCUCCUUAGCUUUGUUGUUCCUGAGUCAGAUAUUAUGGUUCUUAGCCAAAUAAACAAAUAUGUGGAAGGAGUGAGUACCACAUUUUGAUUGUCUUGGAGAAACUGAACGGGGACUGGUUUUGCGUCCUUCAUGAGCAAUUUUCUUGCCUAUAAAGUUGAAACAUAGAUUCGUCCAUAGGAAUAUCAUUUAAGGAUAGUUAAGCGAAUGUGUGAUACUUGUUUGUAUCUUUGAUGUGGAAUUGAAAACAGAGAGCGGGUCGUUGUUAUUAAGCU
This is a messenger RNA of Eutrema salsugineum, 941 nucleotides long. RefSeq names its product cytochrome c-type biogenesis CcmH-like mitochondrial protein. The transcript has 4 exons. The record is from RefSeq and is a predicted model, not a curated record. Lineage: Eukaryota; Viridiplantae; Streptophyta; Magnoliopsida; Brassicales; Brassicaceae. The coding region runs from base 181 to 660 and encodes 159 amino acids.